Paralichthys olivaceus (Japanese flounder) is the source of this 645-nucleotide messenger RNA. Lineage: Eukaryota; Metazoa; Chordata; Actinopteri; Pleuronectiformes; Paralichthyidae. The record is from RefSeq and is a predicted model, not a curated record.
AUGAUUCAGUUUGUCAGAAACAACUCCGGCCUGAUCAACAUCUUCAGUGGUUAUGGUCCUCUCACUGUGGAGUGGCCGGGUAAGGACGGAAAGCAUCCUCGCUGUCCUCCCAAAGGCUAUGUUUACCUGGUUUUUGAGAAUGAGAAGUCUGUCCGAGCGUUGCUCCGUGCCUGCUCCCAGGACCAGUUCCCCCCCGAGGACAACAGGGAGUACUACUUUAAGAUGUCCAGCCGCAGGAUGAGAUGCAAGGACGUGCAGGUCAUCCCCUGGGUGAUCUCUGACAGUAACUACGUGCGCUGCCCUGCCCAGCGUUUGGAUCCCAGUAAGACGGUGUUUGUGGGUGCACUGCAUGGCAUGUUGAAUGCUGAGGCGCUGGCCAGCAUCAUGAACGACCUGUUUGGAGGCGUCAUGUAUGCUGGCAUUGACACGGACAAGCACAAGUACCCCAUAGGCUCUGGACGUGUCACUUUUAACAAUCAGCGCAGUUAUCUGAAAGCUGUGUGUGCAGCAUUUGUGGAGAUUAAAACACCCAAGUUUACAAAGAAGGUCCAGAUCGACCCCUACCUGGAAGACUCCGUGUGUCAAGUUUGCCUUCGCCAACCUGGACCUUUCUUCUGCAGAGACGAGUUGGACAUAAAUGCAUAA